GGAGAAGGACCAACAACUGUGCACUAUAUCGUACUAUGGAGGGCAGGCAGAGUAUGGGAUCCUUCUUUUAGUUAUUGAUAAUCAUGGCUGACGCUGCUGUCACUAUUAGAACUCGCAAGUUCCUCACUAACCGCUUGCUCUCCCGUAAGCAAAUGGUCGUUGAUGUCAUCCACCCCGGCCUUCCCAAUGUCUCCAAGGAUGAACUCCGUGAAAAGAUCGGCAAGAUGUACAAGUCUGAAAAGGAAGUCGUCUCCGUCUUUGGUCUCAAGACUCAAUUCGGUGGUGGAAAGACCACUGGUUUCGCUUUGAUUUACGACAACCUUGAAGCCAUGAAGAAGUUCGAACCCAAGCACCGUCUUGUCCGUUACGGUAUGGCUGAAGCUCCCAAGGGCGGUCGUAAGCAACGUAAGGAAAAGAAGAACCGUGAGAAGAAGUUCCGUGGUGUCAGAAAGUCUAAGAAGCCUAGAAAGGAAUAAACAUUGGCCAGAGGAGAAUCAUAAUCUAAUUAUCAGUUUUUGUUGUUGGAUUCUCUGUUUGAUAUUAUCUCCAAC
Mycotypha africana is the source of this 551-nucleotide messenger RNA. RefSeq names its product 40S ribosomal protein S24. The record is from RefSeq and is a predicted model, not a curated record. Lineage: Eukaryota; Fungi; Mucoromycota; Mucoromycetes; Mucorales; Mycotyphaceae. Gene Ontology annotation, cellular component: ribosome. Gene Ontology annotation, molecular function: structural constituent of ribosome. Bases 84 to 476 code for a protein of 130 amino acids. Gene Ontology annotation, biological process: translation. The transcript has 2 exons.